This is a messenger RNA of Cylas formicarius (sweet potato weevil), 303 nucleotides long. RefSeq names its product histone H2B-like. Lineage: Eukaryota; Metazoa; Arthropoda; Insecta; Coleoptera; Brentidae. The coding region runs from base 1 to 303 and encodes 100 amino acids. Gene Ontology annotation, molecular function: protein heterodimerization activity; structural constituent of chromatin; DNA binding. The transcript has a single exon. Gene Ontology annotation, cellular component: nucleosome. The record is from RefSeq and is a predicted model, not a curated record.
AUGCCUCCGAAAACCGGUGGAAAAGCCGCGAAAAAAGCGGGCAAAGCUCAGAAAAACAUAUCGAAAAAUGACAAAAAGAAGAAAAGCAGGAGGAAGGAAAGUUACGCGAUCUACAUUAACAAGGUAUUGAAGCAAGUACAUCCCGACACCGGCAUUUCCAGCAAAGACAUGUCGAUCAUGAAUUCGUUCGUGAACGACAUUUUCGAGAGGAUCGCUGCGGAGGCUUCUCGUUUGGCGCAUUACAACAAGCGAUCCACGAUCACCAGCACGGAAGAAACUCGUUGCGUUUUAAAGGUGUUUUAG